AUGAAUUACGAGCCCAACCCCCAUCUCUCCCAAGCCAGAGGGUGUCAGUCCCCACGGCGGCCUUAUCCCGAGGCCCUGAACCAUGACCCGGUGAUGGAGUAUUACAUCUACGAGAGCGCCGACCCCCAUCUGAGCAACAUUGGGCAUGAAUACCACAACCGCCUGUUGCCGGUGCACACACGGAGUGACACCAAUAAGCUGAGUCAGGGGUCCUCGGAGGUUGUCUACGGGCAUGCCCAUUACUUAAGUAACAGUAUGAUAUCUAAUAUUCCAUCAGAUGAAAUCAUUUUUUAUUAUGGAAGUGGAAUGCAAUGCGAUCCAAAUGAGUAUAAUACGAAUGAUAAGUUCAAUUCAAUGGAGUAG
This is a messenger RNA of Phytomonas sp. Hart1, 363 nucleotides long. Lineage: Eukaryota; Euglenozoa; Kinetoplastea; Trypanosomatida; Trypanosomatidae. The record is from the annotation of a GenBank genome assembly.